Leptidea sinapis is the source of this 5604-nucleotide messenger RNA. RefSeq lists its product as uncharacterized. The transcript has 6 exons. Lineage: Eukaryota; Metazoa; Arthropoda; Insecta; Lepidoptera; Pieridae. The record is from RefSeq and is a predicted model, not a curated record. Gene Ontology annotation, molecular function: protein binding. The coding region runs from base 230 to 3454 and encodes 1074 amino acids.
UCAUUAACCGAGCAGGAGAAAAUAACAUUAAAAUCACAUUCCACAAAAUGAUUCACUUUUAGGAAAUAAGAAAGAAAGAGUUGUGUCUAGCAAAUCGAAAUCGUGUAUAAAUCAACAUUUAUUUUGUAAGAUUAAAGUUAUUCAAGAGAUUUUAGCAAUUUUUGACAUACGGACGUAUUAGUGAAGUAACAGAAAUGUACUGAAUUCUAUUGAAACUUCGUGAAAGCGCAUGAAAGGGAAUUUUACACACAGGGGCCAAAUGCAAGAAUAUGGUAGUGAAAAAGCAGCUGAACAAUGCGAAGUCUCUGAGGCUAGGGAGAAAUCACUGGAAAGCCAUCCUGGAAAAGUUCAAUAUACCGUUACACAAAAAAGUUAUGGGUGUUCCAAAGAUCUUGAUCACAGUAAGCAUUCAUAUGGAACAAUAACGUCCGGAAUAUUAUACGAGUCUAGCAGCCAAUCAUACAAGAGUCAGAGGUAUAACAAUACGUCUGUACCAACAUUUAGCUCACCGCCAAAUUCUCCACUAAUUGGAGUGAUUUUCAAACCUUCAUCCCCUAACUUCAACAGUAGAUCUACGAUGAGUGACCAUCUCAAUUCGGACAGGCGUUCACAAAGUUCAUGGUCGAUAUCAAACCAGGAACCUAUUGGCACAGGGGCGAAGAAGAAAAUAGUUAAAAGUCAGGAUAAACGUACUGCAUAUAAUUCGAACCCUCGUUACAACGAACGUUACAAAGAAACAUUCACAGAAAUUGAUCCUGGCAGAAAACAAGAUCGUAAUCUGAGAUCUGAAUCUUCAACUAGCCUUGAUUUUUUCGCAGAAGGUGAAAGAAUGGUGUCUGAGCUUUGUAAUAUUCCCGAUCAAAGCAUGAAAUAUGAUUCUAAUACAAAAAAUAAUCAGAAAGGAAUCAAUCAAGAUGAAGAAAGAAGUAAGUCCACUGGUUCUUCAGAAGUUUUACUCACUGCUUUAGACAAAAUUAUAAUUCACGACCAGAUUCCAAACCAAAUUGUUCAACUUGCAAUUGAAGCAUGCACUGACGCUGAAAAUAUAGCAAUCGCUCAUCAUAAUCGACCAUGUUUCAAAAAUAUACACUCUAUAUGCGCAAAAACAAGAUCUAAUGUUCAAAAGCCCGAUAGCGCGGUGGCUAACUUACACUCGCAAGGUAUCCCUUGGGUAAUAAAGAAUUUUAUAUUUUCAUUUGUUAGAAUAUUGGAUGGAUGGAAAGGCGUUAAAGAACUGCUUAGUGAAAAGCAUGACACAUUUUCUCGAAUUGAAAAUAAAUAUUAUAGCCCAAAUAUAAGGGAAUGUUUCGUGCAGUGGCAAGCAAUCACAAAAGAAAUGCUGACUCACAUCUACAAAACAUUCAAAUGCCUUGAUCACGGAUUUACGAUGGAACAGAAGAGCUUUACGCACAAUUAUUAUGCAACAAAUUCUGCGGCACCUCGUCAUCAAAAUCAAAAUAAAUUUCAAACCGUAAAAUCACACAUUAGUACUCCUCGGACUGUAAAUUCUUCACCUCAACCUUAUAAUGCGGUCCAACCGCCAUGGCUUCAAAACCAAAAUCAAACUCCGGUUCAGAGUUUAAGUGAAGGGCCAUGGCCAUCGAGACCCAAUGUCAGUUACAAGAAAUUUCCUGUGGUUCCACCACCGAAUAGUCAAAAUUUUUAUCCACUUACUGAGCAAAACGAACUCGAGUAUCAAAAAUCUCAGUAUAAAUGCGAUCCUUUCAUCAGGGAAGCAAAGCCUCGCCAGUCGUGGACUAUUACUAAUAUUCCUGAUUUUCGAACGAUAGAGAGUAUCUGUCACGCCGAUCAGAGAGAACUGUACAAUCAACUAAGACAUAAAAUGGAUGCUGAACUUGGAAAAGCUCCAGGACAACAAUUAUUUGGUACUUUGCCAUUGGAUGUAAUGCAACGGCGAGAAAUGGAAUUAAAAGCAAAAAUGAUUCCUGUAAGUCAUGUUGAAAAAACCUUAAUACCAAAUAUGUCUACAGCAGCUGAACUUAAAAACUGUUAUAUGCAGAAAAAUAAUAGCUGCGGUGAUACAAAGGAAGAAAAUGAUUUUUUUGCGACAUGGGGUCAGAUGGUAAAAGAACCUAGUGAUUUUUUAUCAAAUCACACUCAUAACUUUCAAAUACCAUCAAAUGUCACACUAUCGAAUAGUAUUACAUCUGGCCCCGUACAAUUUUUAGACACCGAAAACGAUGAAUUUCACGAAAUGUCCAAAGUUUACAUGAAACCUGGAAGCUAUAAGGUUCCGAUAAAACCUGCUGAUCCACUACCACCAUUUAUGCAAGGGUCAACUCAUGAUACACCUUUUGAAAAUUCUGUGGAUGAAGUAAUCUCUUUGAAAAUGAAAAGCGCAUUUACGCCAGUAACGUUAGCGCCUCAGCCGAAGUAUAAUACAGAGUCAUGGCCGUGUCUGAUACCGCGUAGAACAGAAGAGAUAUUUAGUGAAGAUCAAAAGAUUAUUCGAAAUGUUAUACCACCAUUAGAAAUGAAAGGAAUGGAUUCACUAGAUAUUUUAAGUUCAAUGACAUCAGAUCGAGCUUGGGAAGCAGCGAAGUUGUCUGCUCCUAAAUUAAUGGAUUUCCUUCACGAAGGCUGUAAAUCUGACACAGCACGGUUGUAUGAUGCUUUAGGCUUAUGUACAAGUGAGGAAUUUUCAGCAGAAAUGAAACAAAAUGAUAAUGAAAAAACUAGAAAUGAUAUGUGGGCAAGUUACAUCAAAUCGCAAAUACAAAAUAUUGUUUGGGAAAAUGCUGUUAAACAAGAUCUUACUCAGGCCCAUAAUUGUGACGAUGAAGCAAAGUAUCCUGACACAGAGUUAAGAACUCCAUUCAUCGAGGAUAGUGUUGCGAUGACUACUGGAGAACCUGAGGAGCAUAAAGAAACCCGCUGUCCCAACUUUGACCAAACAGGAAAUUACGUAAGGGAAGAUAAUCAAAAGAAACCUCCAAGUAAAUCAAAAGUAGCAAUUUCAGGAAUGUGGUAUCAUCCAAAAAAGAAGAAACCGCUACCACCGAAUACUGUCAAAAAAUUUGAAAAUAUAAUAUCUAAUUUAUCUCGCCUUGAUGAGGCCGCAUUCAUUCAACACGACAUGGACAUAAAAACGGCUCCCAGAUUUUAUGAGAUUGUAAAAUAUCCCAUGUGUCUUAACGAUAUUUUGACAAAAUUAAGGAACUCUUCAUAUACAGAAAUAGAUCAGGUCAUACAAGAUUUUAGAAGAAUUUUUAAUAACGUUAAGCUAUAUUUAAAGAGUUACCCAGAUACGAUGAUGAAGAAAAAUGUAAACAAAAUUGCUAUGGAGUUUGAAAACGUACUAAAUGAAGAAUUCCCUAUAAAAAUGGAUACCAACAAUGAUGUUGCAGACAACAUCAAAGAUAAAAUACAAAAAGAUAUGCUGGACGAUAAAAAGAUACAAACAGAUAAUAAGCAAAACAAAGAAGAAAAAUAAGUAAAAAGAGAUUGCCAUGUAUAAAUUUCAGUCUUUUAUAUCUUAUCAAGUAAGGAAAACGAUACAUACGAGAUUAUUUUGGAAUAUAUUUUAAAUAUCCUUUUAUUUCUAUGUACAUAUUAUAUGUAUUUUACUGCAUCAGUAUUGCGCAGCAUUACCUGUCUCUAGCUGGUAAUCCUACAAAGCAACUACGCGGUAAAUAUGUUUAUAUUAGCAAUUAACAAGGUAAUAUUCAAAUAUUGAUCCAAGAUCAUUCUAGUCAACUGUUGUUUUUUAUGUAAAUGUCAGUGAUGUUAUCGGAACUAGUGCUUAAUAAUAAGGCUAUGCGUAUUCCUAAGAACUUGCCAGUUUUUUGACUAGACUUUUUCUCCUGGAUUGGAGUUGCAAUACUUUUCCUUAUUACUCUUCUCUUCUAUUCUUUCACCAUUAGAUUUUAAUUUAAUUUAUAUUUGUUAUAUUUAUAGUAAUGUACUUACUCUUUUCAUUUCCAUAAGUUUUCAAUUUUCAUGCCUCGCUCUCAUUAAAUUGACGUUAAUUUGACAUUUGGGUCGUUUGGUUUUGGCAAGUUAUUGUAAAUUAGUUCUGCUUUCGUACAAGCGAUGUUCAGAUUCAUUUCAACGCUGUAAGUGACACUAUCUGUGAUCUAUAUUAAGGUAAAAGUUGAUUUUUGAAUCACAAUACACGAUUAAAUAGAUGUAAUUUUAUUUGUAAAUAAACGUGAGUUAACUGUAUAAAAUUAUUUGUUUUGGCUACGUUCCAAUUUGAAAUAUAGUCUUACAUAGUAUAAUAAUUAGAAACUGCGGUCGUUUGCGCGUCUUUAAACUUAUUCGAUUUUGCUUCCGUUUUUUUUAUUUGUUUCCUGUGUUCUUCAUUGGUGUUACUGUUUUUUUAAAUAUUUUUGAUCGAAUUUUAUACGCCAUAGCGUUAAGUGAAUUCUCAUUGAUGUCAUUAUUUGAUUGAAAUUCGGCCAAGUUAUUAUUUAGUGUUUUUUUAUUUAAAAUUUCAAAUUCUAUUUAAUGACAUAACGUCGAGUUAACUUUAAGUAUUCAUUAAGUCAUGAUUUUAUUAUUUAACUUAUUUAUCUAAAAUUAUGGCAAGGAACUCGUACGGUAAUAAAUUGAUUUAUAUAAAUAAUUUGUUUCAAUCACAUGUUUUCUGAAGAACAAUCAGUUGUUCUCCUGAGUUAUUGGUCCACAAAGCAACAACUACGUCAAUGGAAAACCUUCCUCUUCUCUUCAGUACAUGUACCCUUCCUCUUUCAUUCCAUAUAUUUGUUGUAUGCAUAAGGGCAUAUAUAAGGGCACUUACUUAUGGGCUCCUUUGGACAGGAUGCCGGCUAGGUUAUGGGUACCGCAACGGUGCCUUUUUCUGCCAAGAAGCAGUAAUGUGUGAAAUGUAGCUAGUGAAAUUACUGGGCAAAUGGGACCUAAGCAUCUCAUCUCUCAAGUAAUCGGCUGCAAGCCUCUCAGAAAUUUUGGGAUUUUCAAGAAUCCUGCGGCACUGCAAUUGUAGUGGGCAGGGCGUAACAUAAGCAUUUAAAAAUGUGAGUUCGUUAUACGGCGCAGGCUCCGACCAAGACGAUACAUCGAUUACGGAUCCAGGGGGUCUACUCUCUUUGUCCAAAUCGAAACAUCGUAAACGAACGAAAUUUAAACGAAGCUUCGAUAGUGUUACUCUAUUUUGUUUUCGGACACAUCAACGUACUUCGGAACUAUAGACAAUAUUCGUGAACGAAUGGUGAACGGUUGAAAUUAAUGUUAUUUGUAUCGGACUAAUAUGAAGAGUACUAUUUAAUGCCAACGAUGGGUACUAAUUAUAAUGACAACCAAAAGUAUCUGUAUUAUAAACGCAAUGUAAACAUGUCAUAUUAGUACUUCAGAUUUUUUCUUUGAAUUCCUUAAAAAGUUUUGUAAAAAGAAUUUAUAACUAUGCUAAUAAAUGAUCUUUUAAAGUGCUUUUUAACACACCUUGCAAUCGCGAUACCUACUCGUUUUAUCAGAAAGUUUCAAGUAAAUAUCAGUUAUAUUCUUAUUUGUUUUUUUUCCCUAACAAUAUUGCCUCUACAUAUAACCAUCCUUUUAAAGGUACAUCUUUUCAAAUACACAUGCACAUACGAUGAUGAAGCUAUACCUUAAAUUUGUAUGUCUGAG